Molecule: messenger RNA, 1548 nt
Organism: Rhinichthys klamathensis goyatoka
Lineage: Eukaryota; Metazoa; Chordata; Actinopteri; Cypriniformes; Leuciscidae
Gene: marveld3
Product: MARVEL domain containing 3
Exons: 4
Coding region: 119-1054 (311 amino acids)
Cellular component (GO): membrane
Source: RefSeq, a predicted model, not a curated record
GCGGGGUCAGAGUCAGACAGGUUUCACAGGUGUGAAGCACCGCAAUAAUAACACCAGAGAACUGAACGAAACUCAGACAAAUCACUGCUUAUUUCGUUCAUUUUUUUUGUAAAAGGCAAUGCCAGAAUCAAACCGGCAUCAUCACACAAGGGACAAAGACUACUCUGGUCGAGACAGGAAUGAUGAAGGGGGACGUGAGCACAGACAGGACAGGAGAUCCAGAGAGGACAGAAGAACACCUGAUGGAGACGACAGAUCACGAAGCCACCGAGAGAAACAAAGAGAUGCUGACACACAGAGGGACCCCCGUGUGUACGAGGACACCCGGCAUCAUAGCCAGGGAGUGCCCAGUUACACUGAGACUUUACCUUCAUACUAUGAAGACAGUCAAUCAUAUCAUCAUACAGGGGCCCUUUACACCCUAAAAUACAUUACAACAAGCAGAGGCAUCUGUCAGGCCAUGGAAUUCUUCUUAAGCUUGUUGAUUAUCAUCUGUGCCGGAGUGAACCAUAGUAACUCGGGCCGGUAUCGGGAUAUUGCCAGCUUAGGCGGUCUGUACCAGUACUAUUAUGGAGGAUCCAACGCAUUCAUUGGAGCAGAGGCGCAGAAGGUCCAGCAGCUCGACGACCAGUUCUACCAACUCAAACUGCCCCCUUACGUCUACAGCAUGGCAUUGGGCGGGGCAUUGAUGCUUUACGCUGGUGCCAUGCUGGCCCUCGGAGUGUUCCGCAUGCCCUACCGUUUCCCCCCUCUGCUGCUGGCUGAAGCCCUGUCGGAUGCGCUCAUAGGUCUUGGUUUUAUUCCCGCUCUCGCUUUCUACUUCAUAAAGCUGCAGGAGAUCUACAACAACUCCAUCUGUAAAGAGAGGGAAGCGAUGUACAGCAGCAAAGGUCACCGAGGGUUUGAGUGCAAUCUCAAUGGGGCAGACAUUGCAGGAGGGUUGUUUGGUGUCCUGGGGAUUAUUAUUUUCCCCAUCAGUGCAGUGUUGGCCAUCAGAGCCUUCAGAAGUGUGCGGAAGAUGAAGCGGAUGCCGACUGAAGACAACAACCUCUGAGUGUUACGCCAUUUCACGAAUGUGGGAAUCACAGAUCUCGCACCCAUGUAAAUGCUUUGGUUAGUAUUUUUACAACGUCUGAAGGAUAUAUAUAUAUUUUUCCAUUUUUAUGCUUCUUUUUUGCUUUCAAUUUUAUUAUAAAGGACUUUUGCACAUUUUUAUACUUUUAUAAAAAAACACUUGUGCUAGCAAUUUGCUGAAAGCCUUUAUAUAUAAUGCAUUUUAAUGUAUUAGUUAUGCAUUGUAAUGCACCUAUGGUCUCAUGAAUAGUUGUAACUACGGUUAUAAUCCUUAUCCAUUCAUUGAACACACAUUUAGAAAGUAUAUUGCAUUAAAGCACAUGAAAAACAACCAAUUUCAGAUGCCACAAGGAAUCUGCUAAUAUUAUAAUUAGUACAGUCAAAUCAAUUAAUCACGAUUAAUCGCAUCUAACAUAAGUUUGUGUGUAUAUAAAGUCAUCUUCAUUUAUAUAGCGCUUUUAACAAAGGAUUGUU